This is a messenger RNA of Sphenostylis stenocarpa, 1140 nucleotides long. NCBI's taxonomy places the organism in Eukaryota, Viridiplantae, Streptophyta, Magnoliopsida, Fabales, Fabaceae. The record is from the annotation of a GenBank genome assembly.
AUGGUAUGCAGGAGUGGUGUAAGGUCUGUGGUUGUUCAUGCUGGAACCUUUGCCAACAGAGUGAAAAUCAACGGAUUUGGGAGGAGUUUGCGGUUAGUUCGGGGUUUUUCUUAUUGGCCGAUUCGUGAAUAUAACACAAACACAGGGAUGAUGGUUGAUACGGGUUCUGUGUCAAGGGCCGCACCUAUUAUUGAUAUGAUGCCUGAGAAAGAUGAUGAUGGUCGGUUUGGCAGUGGAGGGUGGAAAAGUGAAGAUGGAAGACUUAGCUGUGGGUAUUCAAGUUUUAGGGGGAAGAGAGUGACGAUGGAGGAUUUUUAUGAUAUUAAGACAUUGAAGAUUGGCGGAAAAUCAAUAUGCUUAUUUGGAAUAUUUGAUGGUCAUGGUGGUUCCCGAGCUGCUGAGUAUUUAAAGGAGCAUCUCUUUGAUAAUCUCUUGAAGCAUCCAAAAUUUUUGACAGAUGCCAAAUUGGCUAUAAGUGAAACUUAUAAACAGACUGAUGCUAAUUUUCUGGAUUCUGAAAAAGACACCUACAGGGAUGAUGGAUCUACAGCUUCUACAGCUGUCUUGGUUGAUAACCAUCUUUUUGUAGCUAAUGUUGGAGAUUCUAGGACCAUAGUAUCCAAAGCUGGUAAAGCAAUUGCUCUCUCUGAGGAUCAUAAGCCAAAUAGAAGUGAUGAGCGGAAGAGAAUUGAGAAUGCCGGUGGUGUUGUCAUGUGGGCAGGUACUUGGAGGGUAGGAGGGGUACUAGCAAUGUCUCGUGCCUUUGGUAACCGUAUGUUGAAGCAGUUUGUUGUAGCAGAACCUGAGAUCCAGGACCAGCAGAUAGAUGAACAAAUUGAACUGCUUAUUCUUGCCAGUGAUGGACUCUGGGAUGUAGUACAGAAUGAUGAUGCUGUUUCUCUUGCGCGCACAGAAGAGGAGCCUGAGGCAGCUGCUCGGAAGUUAACAGAAGCAGCAUUUGCCCGUGGGAGUGCAGAUAACAUUACAUGCAUUGUGGUGCGCUUCCAUCAUGACAAGGAGGACUUAGCUAAACGUCCCAAACAAGACGUAGCUAAACCUGACAAAGCAGACCUUGAUAAACCUAAAGAAGACGUAGCUAAACCUGACAAAGCAGUAUCAGCUAGUGCUCAGCAUGAGUAG